UCACUAUAGAGAAAAUUUUACAAGAUCUUCUAACGUAGUUAGAAUUGUAUACCAAGCUCUAACGGAGUUAGAGUGGAAUUAUGAGUGAUACCGAAGACAAUCACGGCGGAAUCGCCACAACUGUCCGUGCCGACGUGCACGAGGCGCCAAAGGAAGCGUCUUCACCAACUUUAAAUUCAACAGUGCAAACACUGUUUUCCUCCCUGCUAGCAGAGAUUAAGUCCAUGAACCAAAAAAUGGACGUAGUUACAGCGCCGGUCGAGCUAGACGACAAUGCCGACCUAGAAGAUGGAGAGCUUGGCCAAGAUGAGGCCGAUGAUGACGCCGAGUCAAUCGUGUCGUUGGGCGCSAAGGUCGAUAAGCUCAGGCAGUCUACUGAGGACAAAUCAAACGCUCUCSAAGACAUCGCAGAAGACCUCGACUUAAGCGAGAAGACGGGAAGUCCAAUUGACGAGGAGCUGGCCAAAAUAAUUACUAGCCUGCUAAAAGAUAAAAUGCAGGACGAAAAGACCCAAAAGAAGGUCGAAACAUACCCCAGGCCUAAAAAUAUCRAAGGCCUGAGGACCCCGCGGGUCAAUCCACUGAUAUGGAGCUCACUGCCGGCACAGGCCCGCACACAGGAUUCAAAGUUCCAGAAGACGGAACAAUCUUUAGUGGCAUCGAUUGCCGCAAUGACGAGAGCCACGGACAUGCUAGUGAAGCGUGGCGGGAACRAGAACAAAGAGCUUCUCAAGUGUUUAACAGACGGCAUAGCUCUGUCAAUGAAUUGUCUACAUGACCUGAAUAACACGAGGAGACAGGCAAUGAAGAAAGACCUACACAGGGAUUGCGCAGCCUUAUGUAACACUUCUACCAUUCCCUCAUCAUCCGAAUAUUUAUUUGGAGACCUGUCCAAAUUGACAAAGGACAUAUCUGAGGCGAAUAAAUUAACCAAGAAGGUAAAUAGACCACCACAAUCACACCAAGGCCGCGAAUUUUCACAAAACUUUUAA
This is a messenger RNA of Exaiptasia diaphana, 992 nucleotides long. RefSeq lists its product as uncharacterized. The transcript has 2 exons. NCBI's taxonomy places the organism in Eukaryota, Metazoa, Cnidaria, Anthozoa, Actiniaria, Aiptasiidae. The record is from RefSeq and is a predicted model, not a curated record. The coding region runs from base 81 to 992 and encodes 303 amino acids.